Molecule: messenger RNA, 1647 nt
Organism: Cynara cardunculus var. scolymus (artichoke)
Lineage: Eukaryota; Viridiplantae; Streptophyta; Magnoliopsida; Asterales; Asteraceae
Product: probable polyol transporter 6
Biological process (GO): transmembrane transport
Cellular component (GO): membrane
Molecular function (GO): carbohydrate transmembrane transporter activity
Source: RefSeq, a predicted model, not a curated record
CUUCGUCAGACACUCACAGAGAAGCUUCAAACAUGGAAGAAAGAAAAGGAAUAGAAGAUGGAAAGAUUAACAAGUAUUCUAUUGCUUCUGCCAUUGUUGCUUCUAUGAUCUCCAUCAUCUUUGGUUAUGAGACGGGUGUUAUGAGCGGAGCGUUGAUCUUCAUCAAAGAAGACCUUAAAAUCACCGAAUUACAAGUCGAAGUCCUUGCCGGCAUCAUCAACUUCUGUGCCUUAAUUGGCGCUUUGACUGCCGGUAGAACGGCCGACUACAUCGGCCGCCGUUACACCAUAACCCUAGCUUCCAUUAUCUUCCUUUCGGGAUCCUUACUAAUGGGCUUUGCACCAAACUUUGCAAUCCUCCUUACAGGCCGUUGUGUGGCCGGAAUCGGAGUAGGGUUUGCCCUUGUGAUCGCUCCGGUUUACUCGGUCGAGAUUUCCGCCGCCAGCACCCGUGGUUUCCUAGCUUCAUUACCUGAAAUUGGAAUUAGUCUCGGCAUUUUAUCCGGUUAUAUCUCAAGCUACAUUUUCGGACAAUUACCCCUGAACGUCGGUUGGAGGGUCAUGUUUGCGGUUGCAGCUAUCCCUUCUCUAGGGUUAGCUUUUGGCAUUCUUGGAAUGCCAGAGUCCCCGAGAUGGCUCGUCAUGCAAGGCCGUCUCAAGGACGCCAGAAACGUCUUGUYAAAAGUGUCAAACACCAAAAUACAAGGUGAAUCCCGGCUGCAAGACAUCAAACUUGCAGCAGGGAUAGAUCCUGGCUGUAAYGACGAUUACGUUACGCUCAGUCAAAACACGCAUGGCCAAGGCGUAUGGAAAGAAUUACUACUGAGACCAACCCCACCGGUCCGAUGGAUGUUACUAGCAGCCCUCGGGAUCCAUUUCUUCGAGCAUGCAACUGGGAUUGAAGCUGUGGUCUUGUAUAGCCCACGGAUCUUCAAAAAAGCUGGUGUUAGAAGCAAGAACAAGCUCUUGUUAGCAACCAUCGGAGUCGGAAUCACGAAGACCGUAUUCAUAUUAGUCUCCACUUUCUUGAUCGAUAAAAGCGGAAGGCGAAAACUUCUAUUAACAAGUGUUGGAGGGAUGAUAGUUGCGCUAUUAGGGUUAGGGUUUGCUUUGACCAUAGUGCACCAGUCUCCUGACCAAAGGGUAGUUUGGGCACUUUUGGUUAGUAUAGCUACAUGUUAUCUGUACGUAAUGUUUUUUUCACUAGGGCUAGCACCAGUMACAUGGGUUUAUAGUUCAGAGAUAUUUCCCUUGAAGCUAAGGGCACAAGGGGCAAGCAUUGGGGUGGCUGUGAACAGGGUUACAAAUGCAACUGUGUCAAUGACAUUUUUGUCCCUGAUCAAUGCCAUCACCAUUGGAGGAGCAUUCUUCAUGUUUGCUGGUAUAUCUGUUUUGGCUUGGAUCUUCUUCUUCUUUUUCUUGCCAGAAACCAAAGGGAAGUCACUUGAAGAGAUGGAACAAGUUUUCACGAGGACCAAGAAAUCAAGAAACGUAGAUAUGGAGUUGCAGACCAAAAACGAUGGUGUUCGAGUGUCAUAAUCCCAGAAGAAGGGUAAAAUCGUAAUUUUCCAUGAUGGUGUUUAUAUGCUUGUCAUUUUCGUCCUUUCUGUAUACUACACUUAAUUAUAAGUGAAAAGAAAAUUAUCAA